UCUUUAGCCACUGGAUCAAUGGGUAAUUGUUGUGCCUCGCCAAAAACUUCUGAUGAAAUUAGAGAAAAAAAGAAAAACCGAUUUUCUUCUGAUAGUUCACAUGUGAAUAAAGAUGGUAACCAGAAGUUCUAUGUGCUGGAGAACCCAACAGGGGAUGAUAUUAUGGCAACUUAUAAGCUGGGGCAUGAGCUUGGCCGUGGAGAGUUCGGGGUUACCUAUUUGUGUACGAAUAAAUCAACUGGGGAGCAUUUAGCUUGCAAAUCAAUUUCCAAGAAGAAGCUACGAACUCAAGUAGAUAUUGAUGAUGUGAAGAGAGAGGUUCAGAUCAUGAAGCUUUUGCCUAGGCAUCCCAACAUUGUGAGCUUGAAGGACACCUAUGAGGAUGAUCAUGCUGUCCACUUAGUGAUGGAGUUGUGUGAGGGCGGCGAGUUGUUUGAUAGGAUUGUUGCAAGGGGGCAUUAUACUGAGAGGGCUGCUGCGGUUGUGACUCGCACCAUUGUUGAAGUUAUUCAGAUGUGCCAUAAGAAUGGAGUCAUGCACCGUGAUCUCAAACCUGAAAAUUUCCUGUUUGCAAACAAGAAGGAAACCGCUGCAUUAAAGGCCAUUGACUUUGGGCUUUCAGUGACUUUUAAGCCUGGCGAGACAUUUAAGGAGAUUGUUGGAAGUCCAUAUUACAUGGCUCCAGAGGUUCUGAAAAGAAAUUAUGGUCCUGAAGUGGAUGUGUGGAGUGCUGGUGUUAUUCUAUACAUCCUACUAUGUGGAGUCCCACCAUUUUGGGCAGAAACUGAAAAAGGAGUUGCUCAAGCAAUCAUACGGUCAGUUGUGGAUUUAAAAAAGGAUCCUUGGCCUAAGGUUUCCGACAAUGCUAAAGAUCUUGUUAAGAAGAUGCUCAACCCUGACCCCACCAAGAGGCUCACAGCUCUGGAAGUCUUAGAUCAUCCUUGGUUGCAAAAUGCACAGAAAGCUCCUAAUGUUUCUCUGGGAGAAACGGUGAUAGCAAGGCUUAAGCAAUUCUCAAUGAUGAACAAGCUGAAGAAAAGAGCUCUAAAGGUUAUAGCCGAGCAUUUAUCAGUGGAGGAAAUGGCUGGAAUAAAAGAAGUAUUCAAAUUAAUGGAUACAAGCAACAAUGGGAAGAUUAACAUGAAUGAGUUGAGAGUUGGAAUGCAAAAACUUGGCCAUCAAAUCACUGAUUCUGAGCUACAAAUACUUAUGGAAGCUGGUGAUACUGAUAAAGAUGGGUAUUUAGAUUAUGGGGAGUUUGUGGCAGUUUCCGUCCACAUUAGGAAAUUGGGAACUGAAGACCACUUGAAGAAAGCUUUUGAUUAUUUCGAUAAAAACCAGACUGGGUAUAUAGAGAUUGAGGAACUACGUGAUGCCUUGGCAGAUGAGAUUGAUUCUAACAGUGAAGAAAUUAUUAAUGCUAUAAUGCAAGAUGUUGAUACAAAUAAGGAUGGUCGCAUAAGCUACAUUGAGUUUGAUGUGAUGAUGAAGGCAGGCACAGACUGGAGAAAGGCUUCGCGACAAUAUUCACGAGAGCGGUAUAACAGUCUCAGCUUGAAGUUAAUGAAGGAUGGAUCCUUCAGCUAAUGUCCUUUUAUAUUAAGACAUGUAUAUGUGUGUGUGUUCGAUCAUCGACAUUAUUUUUUCCAUUUUCUUCAUUUCUUGUAUUUUGUGUUUUGCAUUUUUUUAUCUACUUCGUUGUUUGGCUAGAGACCCUCAAUACGUUCCUGAGGUUUAGAGUUUGAAGAAUGGUGACAUUGUCAUUUGCUUGUAAAUAUAAGUAUAUAGUUCUUGCUCAAGAACAUGUAGAGGUUCGGAAGAGCUAAAAAUGUUUCACUAUCUACGGUUGAUUGUGUUUAGUGUAUAUAUACACAUCGAACAUGAGAAUAGAAGGAUUCUGUGAAAAAAGUAUGUUACAAUUUGGAUUAUUUUACAGACAAAAGUUAGCCACAAGGGG
Cuscuta epithymum is the source of this 1957-nucleotide messenger RNA. Lineage: Eukaryota; Viridiplantae; Streptophyta; Magnoliopsida; Solanales; Convolvulaceae. The record is from the annotation of a GenBank genome assembly.